Xiphophorus maculatus (southern platyfish) is the source of this 7119-nucleotide messenger RNA. It is a transcript of the gene ylpm1, whose product is annotated as YLP motif containing 1. The record is from RefSeq and is a predicted model, not a curated record. Gene Ontology annotation, biological process: regulation of telomere maintenance. Lineage: Eukaryota; Metazoa; Chordata; Actinopteri; Cyprinodontiformes; Poeciliidae. The coding region runs from base 379 to 6603 and encodes 2074 amino acids. The transcript has 23 exons. Gene Ontology annotation, cellular component: nucleus.
GAAUGUUAAUUUUAAAAAUGUAUGUUUUUAAAAAAAAAUUAAGACCUACUAUAGGAAACGAUCAUGUAAUGAGUGACGUAUUUCCGGUUUCAGCUGCGUGCUCCUGUAGUAGUCGGCCAUUCAACGACACAAAGCGUCUAAUCCUAUCAAAUAUUUUUUGUGUGAAAUUUCUAAAUUGUUUAACUAGUCUUACAAGCGAUAACAAUUCAUUUUGUUUUUGUAAUCUAAUUAACUGUAUCGUUGGUCAUAAAAUCAAUUGACAAUGUAGCUAUUUUCCUCUGAAGAGCGGAGGUCGACGCUAGCUGCUAGCUUUGUUAGUCACUCCUGGGCCUUCUGUGCAUGUAAUCACAUUGGCCUUCUGUGGCUUUGUUUUAUAAAAUGUUUCCUUCCUGGGGGAAUUACGGGGCUCCUCCGCCUCAGAGCUUCGGAGGACCUGGCCCUCGAAAGCCUCCGAUCGGAACAGGUCCGGCUCCUGGUGGUUUCGGCGGCUACGAGGCCUCCUCUAGCGGCUCGUUGUUCUCCAGCCUUCAGGAGCAGCACCGACAGCAGAUGCAGCAGCUCCAGAUGUUGCACCAGAAACAGCUACAAUCCGUGUUACACCACGGCAACAGCGGCACUGGGUUUGGAGGUGGACACUCGGGUGGGUUUAACGCGGCCCCGCCGUGGCAUUCAGAAGGACCCGGCCAGGUAGAGGGCGCUGAAAGUGGUCAGUUGUACCUUGUGCAGGAAAAGACUCCGGUUCAGACACCCAGGGGACCGCUACCACCCAAUCAGGGCCAGCAGCCGCAACCUCCACCGCAGCAGCAACCAGCGGAGUCCAAGCCGAUUCCUCCACAUCCAGAAUCCCAGCCACCCAAGUCGCAGGAAAACAUCGGUGUUCCAGUGGCCAGCAACACAAACCCGUGCAGCACGAAUGAUAACACAUCCGUACCUUUACAGGAUCAACAGAAUGUGUGGUACAAACAACAUCUUCAGAAUUUACAGAAACUGAGGCAGGAGAAAGCCCAGCAAAAUCAGACAGCAGGCAAUGCCUUUCUAACUCCGCAACCACCCAGUCAGGCAAUGCCUCCUCCCCUUCCCUCAGAACCACCAAAAGGCACACCCCCGCCACCGCCACCAAGAGAAGAACCACCUGUGCCACCCCCACCUCCUGUAGAAGUAAAGAGUGCAAAUGUAGGAAACUCAUCUAAUUUUACAGACACACCUGAUGCUCCAAAAGACUCAGAGGAAGCUGCUCGUCUUCAGCAAUUGCAGGCUGCAGCAGCACAAUGGCAGCAGGUGCAACAGCAGAGAGUUAGCUUGCAAUACCAAGCUCUCAUGCAGCAACAUGAAAAACUUCAGCAGAUUCUUGAACAGUAUCAACGACUAGUUCAGCAGCCUCCAAACCUGCAGACGAUGUCUGCGGAACUGCAGCUGAGGCACUAUGAAAUGCAACACCAGCAGUUCAUACCUUUAUUCCAAAACUGGAAUAGUUCUUUUGCUUUGUGGCAUGAACAGUUUCAAUCUUAUCCUCAUAAAGACCAGUUGCAGGACUAUGAGCUCCAAUGGAAGCAGUGGCAAGAGCAGAUGAAUGCUACCAAUGCUCAUCUUCAAGAGAGGGUGACCACUAUUACUGCUAUGGUGCCAUUUGCCUCAGGCCAGUAUGGUGCUAUGAUGGGACAGCUUGGCCAGUACCCUGGACAAGAUACGCCAUUGCAGCAGCAAGUAGUGAACCCUGGUGUCCAACCCACUGUGGUUGGUGCUAUUGCCACUGCUACAGGUGCCACAGCUGCAAGUGCUACAGGUGCUACAGCUCUAGGCCAACAACCUCCUGCCUUUGUGGCACAUUCAGAAUCAUCUGACGGACCCCAUGUACAAGGAAGUCUUCCUGGAGGGGUUGGAGUCAUACCCCCUGGUCCUUUGACUAUGCAAACAUCAAGUUUCAACAGCAUAAGAGAACCACGGCCCAGCAGAUUUGACCAACCACCACAAGGUUUUGAUGGGCCCCCUAUGUUCGACCAAUCACAGCAGCGUUUUGAUGGUCCUCCAAGGUUCAACCCACCACGUCAACGAUUUGAAGGCCCAACAUUUGAUCAACCACGGCAGCAUUUUGAUGGUCCGACAAGGUUUGAUCAACCACUUCAGCGCUUUGACGGCCCAUCAAGGUUCGAACAACCACGGCACCGUUUUGAUGGCCCCCCAAGGUUCGACCAGCAACGCCCGCGCUUUGAUGGUCCUCAAGGGUUUGACCAACCACGGCAACGCUUUGAUGGUCCCCAAAGGUUUGACCAACCACGGCAACGCUUUGAUGGUCCCCAAAGGUUUGACCAACCACGGCAGCGCUUUGAUGGUCCUCCGAGGUUUGACCAGCCACGGCACCGCUUUGAUAAUCCACCCAGACAUGACCAGCCUAAUUUUGGACAGCAAUCUAGAUUGGAUUCCUUAAGACCCCUUUGCCCUCCACCACGUUUUGAAUCUCCUUCAGCCCCUCAGUUAAAACAGCAACAAGGUCCUGAACCUAAAUUGGAGACUGACAUUCAAAAUCCUGCCAGUUCAGAUUCAACAACCUUGCCAAAAACACCUGCUCAACCACUGUCUAACAAAGAUGAAACUAUACCAAAUAAGUCAACAGCUGAUGACUUGACAGAUGAUAAUUUGCUUGGAGCAGAUGGCUUUUUUAUUCAAGAUGACCCUAUUCCCCAGACAUUAAGAAGUAAGAAAGAGUCUGAGGAAGCAAAAAACAAAAGUGUCACUGAUGAUAGGAAUAAAGACAAACCUACUACAUCGGCGAAAGACUCUGCUUCGGUAUCAAAUCCUCCACCACCUCCACAAAAUUCCCAAAAGGACGAUGGACCAAUGACAGACAACAAAAAAUCAAUUAAAGUGACUGCUGAAAUCCAACCAGAACUACAAAGUUCAGACCAGUUAGCACCAAAACCAGAACCUCCAAAUCUACCUCCUGGCAGGGGACGUGGCCAGCCUCCACUGCGUGGACUUGGGCGUGGACAAUUGGGCCCUGGCCAGUACAGAGAACAUAAUACUGCACAAACUGAGGAGGGGGUGGGCGAAAUGCCUUAUGACUAUGUACCAUCGGAGGGAGAUACAGGAAUACCUGAAGAGCAACAAGACUACUGGCAAGAUCCUUCAUAUCAGGGGUUUGGCGAGGAUGAAUCAGAGAUGCGUCCUGAAGACACAUGGAUUCCAGAAGAACAUUACUUUGAAGAGGAAGAGUAUUAUGAGGAGCCAGUGGGACCAUAUAUGGGGCGAGGUAGACCCCCAAUGAGAGGAGGGCCCCCAAUGGGACGAGGAAGACCACCCAUGGGCAGAGGAUUUCCUCCCAUGGGGAGAGGUGUACCACCCAUGGGCAGAGGAUUUCCUCCCAUGGGCAGAGGAGUACCACCAAUGGGCAGAGGGGGUCCGCCCAUGGGUAGAGGAGGUCCACCCAUGGGGAGAGGAGGUCCACCCAUAGGGAGAGGAGGUCCGCCCAUGGGAAGAGGAGGUCCGCCUAUGGGUAGAGGAGGUCCGCCUAUGGGUAGAGGAGGUCCACCAAUGGGUAGAGGAGGCCCACCAAUGGUGAGAGGUGGACCACCCUUUAGUAGAGGAGGCCCACCAGUAGGUAGAGGAGGGGCACACAUGGGAAUAGGGGGUCCAGCAGUUGCUAGAGGGGACCUAGAUGAUAUGCACUGGGCAGAGGCUGAGUCAGCAGAGUGUUCUGAGGAAGGAGAACCCUACUGGGAAGAAUGGCGGCCUCAAAUGAGAGGCAUGAGGCCCCCAUUUCCACCUGGUCGGGGUCGUCCUCCACGUGGGCACCCUGGUUUCAUGCCUCGAGGCCGAGGAGGUCCACUUCACCCUAUUCACGGUGAAAUGGGUCAUGAGGCUGUAGGUCAUGAAAUGGAGUUGGAUGACGCCAACGUGGAUCAAUCAAUGCACCCAAUGUACCUCGAGCACGACCCAUAUGGCCAUCCAGGGCAUCCUGAUGUAGGAAGAGGCAGGCGACGCAUUCCGCCUCCUCCCCAUGAAAUUAUGGAUCACUUAGAGGAGCCUUUGUAUGAAGGAACGGAAGAAGAUUCUGAAUGGUAUCCUCCACGAGGGCCUCCAAUGACUCCACAUGAAAUAAUUGACAGAGGAGGAAUGAGAAGACGACCUAUGGGUCGAGGAAUUGCGAGGGGAAUGUGGCGCCCAGGUCCACAUCGUGAAGGAUAUGAAGAGGUAUAUAAGGAGGACCAAGCUUUGGAUUAUGAUCGAGGUGAGGAUGAGUAUCGCCAGCCUCCAGCUCCAGAGUUUCCACCUGAGGACUAUCGCCAAGAAGCCAAGUUCCGUGAGGGGGAGUGGGACAGAGAUCGUCCUCUUCCUGAAAGAGAGUAUCCUCCCCGCAUGCCACCCCCACCGCACCUCAGAGAGGAACGCUGGGAUCCAGAAACAGAGAGACGUCGCUCGUAUUCUUAUGAUGAAAACGAUAGGGCAAGGGGAGAGCUACGAAUUCUUGACUAUAGAGAUGAGCCCCCAUACAGACUGGAUGAACCGCCACACCUACGGACUUCUGACUGGGAUAGACCUUCUAGGCGUUCUCCAUUACCAGUGAGGACAUAUCCCGAUUAUGGUGACCUUAGACCUCAGUAUGAGGAGCGUAAAGAAGAGCCACCACCUGGUGGAUCUGCAACAGACUUGCCUGGAAGCUCAGUUGAAGCAGCAACCCAAGGAACAAGUGGGGCAAAUGUGCUUGCCCUUUCUCAAAGGCAGCAUGAGAUUAUUCUGAAAGCUGCUCAAGAACUUAAGCAAAUAAGGGAGUUGCAAGAGGGAAAGACCCCUAGUACUGAAAAACUACAACCUGCAUCCAGUGACCUUCUGCCAGAGCUACCUGCAGGUCUCCUUGGCUUGGAAAUCCCAGCAGAUGUUAGGAAUGUUUUAAAGGGUAUGAGUGCUGCUGUUCAGUCAGCUGCUCCUGAAUCAGCGUCUUGGGAAAGCAAACCUGCUGUAGAUUACCAGUCAUCACUGUCUGCUUCAGCCAAACCGACAGUAAUUCCUAAAACUGUCGAUUAUGGACAUGGGCAUGAGCUCGGGGCAACUGUAGAGCGGAUUGCAUAUGGUGAGAGAAUAGUAUUAAGACCUGACCCAGUCCCAUCAGAUCGCCUCUAUGAUAAAGAACCACUUGGUCUCAGAGAUUCCUACAGCCGAGAUCCGUAUUAUGACCGGCGACCAGACCCCUAUUUGGAUCGCCGGGAGUACAGCAGAGAGAGGGAGAUGUACCGAGAUAUGCCUCCUGAAUAUGAUAGAGACAGAUAUGAGAGGGAGCGUUAUCACUCACGGGAAAGAGAUGAAAGCACACAUACCUUGGUUGAAGAAAGGUCUCCACUACCUCCUCGAGCGGCAUACAGGGAUAGAGAUAAGGAGCGAAGUGGCAGUCGUGACCCAGACGACUUUUAUGGAAGGCCUGUCUUUGACAGACCUCUGUAUGAGCGCUCCGGACCUGACCGCAUCGGGCCAGACCGCAUCGGACCUGACCGCAUUGGGCCCGAGCGUUACAGCUCGCCUUACUUGGAAAGAAGAGGUUAUCCAGAGGACCGAGGACCACACCCUGCUGCUCCACUGCCUCCUCCACCAACACCUCCACCUCCACGAGUCGAGAAGAAGCCUGAAAUAAAAAAUAUUGAUGACAUCCUCAAAGCACCUGGCAGAUUAUCUCGACCUGAGAGGAUUGUUAUUAUAAUGAGGGGCCUCCCAGGAAGUGGAAAAAGCCACGUUGCAAAGCUUAUACGGGACAAGGAAGUUGAAUGUGGUGGCGCACCUCCAAGAGUUCUUGUUCUGGAUGAUUACUUCAUGACAGAGGUGGAGAAAGUUGAGAAAGACCCAGACACCGGGAAGAGAGUCAAAAAUAAGGUUCUUGAAUAUGAAUAUGAACCUGAGAUGGAGGAUACCUACAGGAGCAGCAUGCUGAAAACAUUUAAGAAAACUCUUGAUGACGGUUUCUUCCCUUUUAUUAUUCUGGACACCAUUAAUGACCGAGUGAAACAUUUUGAGCAAUUCUGGAGCGCAGCCAAAACAAAAGGCUUCGAGGUGUAUGUAGCUGAAAUCACGGCUGACACUCAAACAUGUGCAAAGAGGAAUGUCCAUGGGCGCAAGCUUAAGGAUAUAACAAAGAUGUCCAACAACUGGGAGUCAUCUCCUCGUCAUAUGGUGCGCCUAGAUGUGCGAUCCUUGCUUCAAGAUGCCGCCAUUGAGGAGGUUGAAAUGGAGGACUUCAACCCUGAAGACGUUCCCCAAGAAACCAAGAGGGAGGAGGAAGAAGAGAGCGAUCUGGGAUAUCUUCCAAAAAGCAAAUGGGAGAUGGACACAUCAGAGGCCAAACUUGACAAGUUGGACGGCCUGGUGAGCGGUGGAAAGAGGAAGCGUGACAGUGAACACUUGUCAGGCAUAGAGGACUAUCUUCAGUUGCCAGACGACUAUGCCACACGCACGUCUGCACCAGGAAAGAAAAGGGUCCGAUGGGCUGACCUUGAAGAGCAGAAGGAUGCAGAUCGAAAGCGUGCUAUCGGUUUUGUAGUUGGACAAACGGACUGGGAAAAAAUAACAGAUGAGAGCGGCCAGUUCGCACAAAGAGCUCUCAAUCGUACAAAAUAUUUCUAGGAUAGUCUGAUUCCUUAUUUUGGUUUACAGUAAGGUGCCCAGAAUGUGAAGAAGCUCCAACUCCUUGGCAGUGAAACAUUCAUCAGUACAAUAUUCCCAACAAUUAUCAGUAGUUUUUGUCACUUCACUAAUAAUUAUAAAGAACACAUUUUUCCCUCUGGUAUGAGUUGUAGUUAAUCUGUGCUUAGUUUGUUUAAGUGUGCAGACAUAUUUUACCUUUUUCUCUGUUUUAUACUUCAUGUACUGUAUACCUGUAACACUGUUUCUUAGUCAAUGUGUUGUAGAGGAAAAAUAAAAGAUUCACAACAUUAUACACUAAUAAGAUUUGUCAGUGGGGUUUCAUAAUGAUGCUUGGAGAAUUAACUGUGUUGCUUUAUGUUUGGCAAGACUUUUUGUUCAGUUUAUUGCUAAUCUACAAUGAUAGUCUUGUCUCUGUUCAUUUAUGAAGUCACAAUCCCCAGACUAAGACUACUAUCAACUGUACUCAUUUCUUGUUCGUCUAGGUUUCCUGUUACA